AUGGGAACUCACCAGGCGCUGGGGCCGCGGCGGUCUGGGGCGCCGAUCUCCGGGGAUGCGGCAGUCGACUUAGGAGCUGCUGGGGUUGCCAAAUGUCUUCCCACGGGGUGUUCGACGGCCACGGCUGCUCGCACGUCGCCGAGGCGUGCCGGGACCGAAUCCACGAGCUGCUCGCCGAGGAGCUCGCUGUCGCCGCCGCCGACGUCUCCUGGACCGCGGCGAUGGAGCGCAGCUUCGCGCGGAUGGACAGCGAGAGGGGAUGCGGCGCCCGACGCUGCCACGAGGAAGCGGAGCCUCGAGGCCGGGGAGCUGCUCGUGGCGCGCAAGCACGGCGCCGCGUCGGUGGCCGGCCGCAGGAGGGAGAUGGAGGACAUCGUGUCCGUGCGCGAGGCGUUCGCGCUCGCGGAGGGCUCCCACGGCGGGAGGCGCGACUUCUACGGGGUGUUCGACGGCCACGGCUGCUCGCACGUCGCCGAGGCGUGCCGGGACCGCAUGCACGAGCUGCUCGCCGAGGAGCUCGCUGUCGCCGCCGACGACGUCUCCUGGACCGCGGCGAUGGAGCACAGCUUCGCGCGGAUGGACAGCGAGAGGGGAUGCGGCGUGGACCGGAUGCACGAGCUGCUCGCCGAGGAGCUCGCUGUCGCCGCCGACGACGUCUCCUGGACCGCGGCGAUGGAGCGCAGCUUUGCGCGGAUGGACAGCGAGAGGGGAUGCGGCGUGGGAGGUUGACCACGGGAGAGACGAUAGCUGGAGGCCACGACGGUUGCGUGUGGGGGGAGGGCGACGGGUCGCGAAAGGGGGGGCGAUUA
Sorghum bicolor (sorghum) is the source of this 809-nucleotide messenger RNA. Its product is annotated as probable protein phosphatase 2C 68. Gene Ontology annotation, biological process: protein dephosphorylation. Bases 1 to 729 code for a protein of 242 amino acids. Gene Ontology annotation, cellular component: cytosol; nucleus. NCBI's taxonomy places the organism in Eukaryota, Viridiplantae, Streptophyta, Magnoliopsida, Poales, Poaceae. The record is from RefSeq and is a predicted model, not a curated record. Gene Ontology annotation, molecular function: cation binding; protein serine/threonine phosphatase activity. The transcript has 3 exons.